Molecule: messenger RNA, 5415 nt
Organism: Hyalella azteca
Lineage: Eukaryota; Metazoa; Arthropoda; Malacostraca; Amphipoda; Hyalellidae
Product: homeobox protein 9
Exons: 6
Coding region: 2683-4239 (518 amino acids)
Biological process (GO): regulation of DNA-templated transcription
Molecular function (GO): DNA binding
Source: RefSeq, a predicted model, not a curated record
UACAUGGGCGCAUGCCAACCAAUGACAUACUCGUGUCCAUCGAACACUGACGCUUUUAGACGUCGACCAACGUAAACUCUCAAGCAAGCACUUUUACGUCGCCUUCGUGGAGCUCGUACAACAGUUUUUCUCGAUCGCGAUUGUGAAUCCACGAGGUCUUGCUUACGCUUGAUUCAUAUUGACGGUAGCGUUACGUUAGUAACCGUGUUUCAUACUAUCACAUGAAGAGCGUCGUUUCAAUACAACAUGCGUAAUCGUAAUUUAUUAACAUUUUGCAAGGUUUUAUCUUUGACACUAUUAUAAGAAGUAAGAAAUAACUGUGGAUUUUGGAAACAAGUUUUUAUACUUCGUUGUCAGUAAAGAGCAACCAUUCAAGAGUCACAUGAACAUAAUUAAAAAGGUUUUUUUAAACUACUUCAACUGAUAAUUUAUCGACUCAAACCACUGUUAAAGCCAGCAGGUCUCGACAUACAUUAGCGAGGUCGACGGACGACGCUUGCUGCUCUCGCCCGUUGCCUGCUGAGCGCCACUUGAUUGGUGAUCGGCGCGCGAGUGAGGAGGUGGAGGCUAGCUAGGCUAAUAUUGUGUUUACACUUGAUUCUAUUACUAAUUCUAUUGUGAUUCUAUUAAUAAUUCUAUUGUGUUAAGUGUUAAUAUAACGAGCAUUUAUUGUGAGUCAGUGAAUACUAAUGAAAAUUAUAACCUCUAAUAUAAAGGUGUGAGUGUGUUAGGCGAUGGUGAAGCAUUAUAUAGACGUAAUGCAGCAUUACGGAGAAACGUUUAACGACGUAAUUGUGUUUGUUAGUCAAGCAGCGGGCUUCAAAUAUAUUAAAUUAUAUAUUGGACUUAUAACUUUCUGCUUUUUUAAUAACACCUGGUGAAUUUAUAUUGAAAUUUUAGCUGUAGACUGUACUUUUUUUUAACUUUUUGACUAUUAUUUAUUCAGCGCCAAUGAUUCACAGAAAAUUAAUUGAAGGCUUUGAAGCAGUAAUGCAUAUGUGUCAGACGUGCAUAUUGUGAUGAUCUCACUUAGUCCCACUAUACCCUGAACUGGAACUCAUACAUAUACCUAUGAUAUAUUAAAUAAUAUAUUGGAUAUUGGUAAGUGAGAAGAGCGAAAUUUUAAUUGACUAUCUUUUAUUUAGAAAAGAAUCAUAUUUAUUAUUUUAUACUGGAAAACAAAUUCGCUAAUAUCAAAUGAAACGAAAAUUUUGUGUGUUGGUAGAUUCCCAGCAAGGUAAAAGAAAUGGCAUUUAAUUUCGGGACUGCAUUUCCGAUUCGACUUAUUUUUUACAAGUAGGGAUUAUUCUUGGGGAGUUAAAUACACGAAACAUUCGUAUAAAGUUUGCAUUGCUAAUUCUACACGCUAUAUGCUUUGAUACCAUGAAUGGUGAUAAAAGUGGCUACUGGCCAGCUUACGAACGGUGAAUUUUUUUAUUCAAGGAGACGUUGGUGGAAGCUUUUUUAACUAUUGUAAUCAACAGGCAAAUUUAGCAAUUCAGGGUAGUAUUAUAGAGUAUAACAUUUUUAUUUUAAUCUAAUUAGCGUCAGUUGACAAACAAGGAGUCGGUCAUUCGAAAAAGGAAUCGAAUGUUUGAUAGUUAUAAUGUGAACGCAAUGUGAUAUGAGCCGCGCUUCAAAGUAAACGCUUUUACGUGAACUGGCGCAGUUGCUUUCUACCGGCACUGACACAAUUGACUCGCCACCUUACUUAAUUCAGCCGCCACGCUUUUCUACAAACUAUUUUAUUAAAAAAUUGCUAAGAAUUUCUCUAAAAUGUUACGGUUAUGAAAUUUUUGUAAGCAGCUUCAAUGCAAAUCAAUGCAUUUGUGUCCGGUAUCAUAUCUUUUUAAUUUCUGGACGACGAGUUUAGUGAAAGGCAUUUGACGUGGCAAGAUGUGUCAUUGACUUAUUUUAUUUCUCAAAAUUACGUCGAAUGAUAAGUUAAAGCUGCAUUUGAAAUCCAUCAGUGGAUCAAAAUUCAAAUUUGACAGAUCUGCUACUUUGGUUGACUCAAAUAUUGCAAUUUCUCUAUAAUGCGGCAUAUUAUAUGAAAUAUAAAGGAAUAUUAACAGCAUGAGUGGGUUAUCGUCUAUUACUAACUGCCAAAGUUCUUCAUCUUUUCUGACUUGUUCAAUCGUCUUUUAGCUCGUAAUUAUAUCCACGGAAAUUAUACCUCUUUUACUCGUAAAAUUAUACAGUAAACGAAAAAAAACUGGUGUCUACAUACAUGUCUAGAUCUUAUUUUAGAAGCUAGCAAAAGAAAUAUUGAUACUUUCACUCCUUGUUUAAUUAUUAUAAACACAUUAGCAUAGGGUAUAGGAAGUAUUGCCUAGGGCAUGAGUCACGCGGGCAUGACAUCAUCGUCCAGGCAUAGCAGCGUCUCACCAGUCGGGCAGAAAACUCCGCGGUAGCGACUGUUGCGUUGUCAGCACUUGACAAACCAUUAAUCGUCCGAGAUAAAACUGCGCUUGCUGAAAAUGUCAAGAGGGACAACUUUCAAACCGAAUUCAAGGGGCCAUUGAAGACGAAAGUGUUUAAUCUGAGCAUUGACGAAAAUCUCCCUCCGAAUGACUAAAUCAAUGGGUAAUCAAAUUAAUUAAAUUUCUAUUCGGGAAACAGUUUCAAAACAUAUGCUUGCACUUGGUGAUCUCUGAGAUUGACAUUCCAAUCAUUGAACCAAUGGAACCCAAAAUUAUGGUAAACAUGCACCAAGCUCACUCAAUUUCGAACCAGAAAGAAACUCGGAAAGAAUUAUCAACACAUUAUUCUAAAUUGAACGUCACUAAUCAGGAAACUUAUCAACCAACUUUUUCAACGAAUUCAGCUGUUCACAUGGGCAUAAGCAGAUUACAAGUGUUCCAGAACAUUUCUACUGUAAACAUGAAUGACUUUUACACAGAAUUUCCACAAAAGCAAGACCAGGAUAAACAUAGAAUUGGCAAUGAUUCAUCAGUUUCUCAACACAUAAUCGAAAAUCAGAUGAGUAACAAGAAUGGGCUUGUAAACGUGUCAGUCUGUCAGAAUAGCUCUGAUCUCACCAACACUCUUCAAAAUACUGAAGCAGUUGAUGUACAGCGAAGGCAAGAAACUCAAAAUGAGAAGCAAUGCAUUUCCUCUGUUGGUAUGGCUCUGCAUCACAAGAUACUUGAGAAGCUGCAGGAGGCAAAGCAUAAAACACCAAGCUCGGUUUUUCAAGACCAAAUCUCCGAGUUUCGUAGAGGUGCCGACGACGUAAGUACAAAAACAUUUCCGGAAGAUAAGCUUGACAAUCUCCGCCACCCAGACAAAAAUGUAUAUGGUUUGCAAACUAGUUUACCCUUAGGUGUCAAGUUUAAAGAAAAUACGCGUGAAGUACCAAGCUAUCAUAUUAAAGAUAUUUUCAGUCAAUGCGUUGGCAGAGCCAAGCCCGACGAUGCACAGAUAGACGACUAUUACCCGGUACGCAAAAAAUUGAAAAGCGAUGCAACAUAUCGUGAUGAACAGAAUAUACUAGCGUCAGAGAAUAGAAAUUCUCAAGGAUGGACUCAGAAAGUAUUUGAGAAAUGGGGACAAGGUAAUAGUAACCAAGUAUGUAAAAUUACAAGCGUUAGACUGGAAAAUCACCAGGACCACGAAACAACUGUUAUGAACCCUGUACCGCAAAGAAACCACUCGAAAACAAUAGAAAAAGAUAAUCAUGUAGACCAAAGCAAACGGGGUGAGAAAGAAGACAGAAGAAAGCGUUUUCGCAAGUGGCUGACUGAACGAGCAUCGUGUUGGUCGAGAAGAAACAGAAAUAAACCAUCGAGUGGGUCCGAUCCCCAUUCUUCUGGCGCUGGUGACAGUUACCGGGCCGGCUCAGUGGUGGAGAACACAAACCCUAUCAAUAACGGGGGCUUGAACUCCCCAGUAACGGAGAUCAGAUCGGCGUCGAGGGAGGAGGGCGUUCUUCCUGAAGCAGAAGACGACGAUGGAGAGUCCAUUGAGGACGUCUCGGGUAGACCCUCUAGGUUACGUCCGCGAAACUAUAGGCAGUUUUUGCAGAGAAAAGAACACCGCACUCGAGCUUACCUCAAGGAACGAAGUCACGUUCUCGGACGCUGGUUUGUAACUCACUUUACUCAUCCUUACCCUUCAAAGGAACAAAAAGACAAGCUAGCCAGACAAACCAACAUGUCAAGAAACCAGGUCAGUGAAUGGUUCGGUAACAUGCGGCGCAGGGUGCGGGACACUACCCGGGAUCUGGCGAUAUGUUAAUAAUUGAUGGCCGUGCGCAGGUCAGUGAAUGGUUCGGUAACAUGCGGCGUAGGGUGCGGGACACUACCCGGGACCUGGCGAUGUGUUAAUAUAAUUGAUGGCUGCCCGCAGGUCAGUGAAUGGUUCGGUAACAUGCGGCGCAGGGUGCGGGACACUACCCGGGAUCUGGCGAUGUGUUGGGAAGAGCGCGUCCAGCGCUACAACUCCCUCAUCACCGGCAAGUCCGAGCCCCUCCCAAUAGAGGCUCAAGAUUUCAUCAACUCUUGGAAGCCGCAGGACGCAAGCAUCGAGGCCAAAACAUGGGUUGAAAACGAGAGAUCGCAAAGAUCAACUGCGUCAAGUUAUUGUGACCGGGAGUCGUGGCCAAUCACCAAUUUCAAGAAGGGCCUCCUUCACCGCUACCUGAACGACUCUGGUGAAGACUUACAACCUUCAUCUUCAUCCGCUACAUUUUCACGCAAAGAAAAUUGCUAUUCCAGACCUGCUCCUCUGCUCAAAAAAAUCCCAUCGUCCCUUUCAGAGUCCCGUACGAGGCUUGAAAGUUCCCAUCCUCUACCAGUAGCAAGAGUGGACCCAUGGCCUACUUGUAGCAUUUCUAACUCAAGCGUUGCCGUUUGUCCGAUGUUACUGCCAAAGCAAACAGAAAAUUUAUUGAAAGAAAGACACUCGCUAAAUUCUCCUGGCCAAAUUACACUGUCACAUGGUGAAAGUUCUCCACAACUGCGCACAUAUUCCAGGGGACAUCGGCUCAAAUCAAGCCCCGGCAGCAUCAGUGCAUCUAAAAUUUUGGUAGAAAACAUGACAUCUCCAAACCCAGCACGUAUCAUAUCCCUCGAUAAUUCGACAUUCCAGCUUUUCUCUUCUGGUGCAAAUAAUUACGAUUCUUACGCACCAGCUCCAGAAUUAGGUUCAAUGAUCAGGAGUAGCUCUCCUCGAGAUAAUUCAAAAACUUGUGCUAAAUUUCCAAAUCAAAAUCUUCAAACCACCAGCGAUGGUAAGCAAUCAAUCAGUGAACAUGGAAAUUUUAUUUCUAGUCAGACAAUUUUUCAAUCUACACAACCACUUAAAGGACGCUUCAUCCUUCCUAUACAUCAGCCAGUUGCGUUAGAAAAACAUGUGCUUCACGGACCAGGAGAAGGAAAGCCAUUUAUCUGCAGUGCUGUGAUCAUUCCAUCA